GAAAAAACGAUUUCCUUGUUUUUCAUCAUAUCUUCACGUUUAGAUGAACUGAACUUCACAAGUUAAUCUAAAAUAUCGGCCCGGUUCUGGAGUCCGGGUCGGAUCUCUAUAGACUUGCUGCAGUCUGGACCCGUCCCCCCUGGGGUCAGAGGUCACCACAGUCACCUGACUUCAGGAAACCAGAGUUUCAGUGAAGCGUGGAAGUGAAAGGUGAUGUGAAAGCGCUGCAGGUCCAGACUGCGCCGCGCCUCCUUCUGCUCCGGAUCGCAGUUCUGAGCGCUCAACAUGUCGGAUCCGUCCAGCCAGCAGCAGCAGCCGGGCCGGGCCGCUCACCUGGGCGGCGGAUGGACGGGUGUGAAGGACGAAGGCCGGAGGAUGAAGAGGAGGGAGAAGAACCGAGUGGCCGCUCAGAAGAGCCGCAAGAGACAAACGCAGAGGGCCGACCAGCUGCACCAGGCCUGUGAGCUGCUGGAGCAACGAAACAGGAAGCUGAAGAGAGAGGUGGAUUCUCUCUCUGAGGAGCAGAACUUCCUCUCUGAGGCUCUCAGGGCUCAUGAACCUUUCUGUCCCAUCAUGCAUUGCUCCUUCACCUCCUCCAGCCUGCAGCCUGACGCCGCGGCUCGCUCAGUCUGAGGUCAGUGACCUUUCACAUCCGGGAUCCAGCUGCCAGAUAAUGAAGUGACUUGCCGCCAGAGGGCGCUGUUUAUCCUCCAUCAGCUGCUUCCGGGCGGCGGGACUCUGCUGACCCCUAGUGGCGGCGGAGAGUCAUCACACAUCCAGGAUUCUUUAUUAAUGUCAUCAGAAUGUAUAAAUAUAAAUAAUUGGAUUAAUAAUAAUAAAAAAGGAUUGAAUAAA
Gambusia affinis (western mosquitofish) is the source of this 855-nucleotide messenger RNA. It is a transcript of the gene batf3, whose product is annotated as basic leucine zipper transcription factor, ATF-like 3. Lineage: Eukaryota; Metazoa; Chordata; Actinopteri; Cyprinodontiformes; Poeciliidae. The transcript has 4 exons. Bases 286 to 633 code for a protein of 115 amino acids. The record is from RefSeq and is a predicted model, not a curated record. Gene Ontology annotation, cellular component: nucleus. Gene Ontology annotation, biological process: regulation of transcription by RNA polymerase II. Gene Ontology annotation, molecular function: DNA-binding transcription factor activity, RNA polymerase II-specific; RNA polymerase II cis-regulatory region sequence-specific DNA binding.